AUGACCGUUCCAGGCACCGAGUCGGAGCCCUCGCGGCCGAUGACCUCGGAGGAGCUCAGGGCCGCGAUCAUUAAAGCCUGUUUCUUGUACAGCCAAGACGAAAUUAGAGAGAUCAAACCCCGAAAAGUCCGAGUGCUAUGCGUAUGCUUCGAGGCAGACAAGGACAGUCACCCCAACGUCGAAAGCACCAGUGAGCAAGUACGAGAUGUCUUCAAAAACACUUAUGGCUACGACACCGUCGGUCUCAUGAUCCGGGAAGAAGACAAAGCCCCCCAAACAACAUUGACAUCAGCUCUCAGAGGUCUAUUCAUCGGCAUGGACGAAGACUGUGUGGCUAUCCUGCACUACAUUGGUCACGGAGGGCAUGGCCAAAAAUUCGUCUUCCCUUCAUUAAGGCAUGACAAGAUCGAUCCUUGGGAAGCCAACGUCUUGAUUCUCUUCGACUGCUGUUGUGCCGUUGACAUUGGCGGUUAUAUAGGCCAUCGCAAAGAGUUGAUCUACGCCUACGCUUCUGAGGAAAACGCAUGUGGUGAUGGUCUUGGUUGCGAACGCGGCUUUAGUAGAAAUCUUGCACAGGAACUAAAGCAUGCUCAUGAAUGUGGACAUGUCUUAUCUACGUCACAACUCUACAGUCGUCUGGCUACAAAGAAUUUCACAAUGAAGGAAUCUUGGGAAACGGAACUGGAUUCUCUGCCCCAUUUCAUUCGACACCCUCGAGAUCACGGACCGUCCCUUCUACUGCAACCCAUGCGGCAUAGAAACAACAUGAACCUGACCCCAGCCCCUUGCCAGACUUUGGGCGCCCAGGCAGCUGACGUCGUUUUGUCAGUUCAAAUUGAGAAUGGCGGGUGGCAAGCAUUACACGCCGUUCAGUCUUGGGUCCAGAGACACCCAUUGACUGAAGGCCGUGUCCGAGUCGACGAGCUGUACAAGAGAACGGACAAAUGUAUCCUCGUCGUCACCUUCCAGGUGUGGUAUAACCUACCGGCCCAUCCAGCCAUGACUCUGACCGGUUUUGAGUUCAAGCGGACGACUGGUAGUCGAACUGGCUCUGAGACAAAACAAACAGCAAAGACGCCCGACUGCUGA
Fusarium redolens is the source of this 1089-nucleotide messenger RNA. RefSeq lists its product as uncharacterized. NCBI's taxonomy places the organism in Eukaryota, Fungi, Ascomycota, Sordariomycetes, Hypocreales, Nectriaceae. Bases 1 to 1089 code for a protein of 362 amino acids. The record is from RefSeq and is a predicted model, not a curated record. The transcript has a single exon.